GACCGCCACCAGUAUCGAAUGUACGAUCCCCGCGAAUGGAAGUCGGAACCGUGUGACGACGUCGCGCAUUACCUUUUGAGUUUGUUGGAAUUUGUCAAGUAGCAGCACUAGCAGCGGCAGGUAACAAGUUCCGAAUCCAGAAAAAGACUUACGAGCGAGAGAGAGAGAGAGAGCGAGAAGAAACUGGUCGCCUGUUCCGGUGUGCAAAGAAGACAAAAAUACCUUACAGCACACACCUGUUUUUUUUUUGUGUGCUACUAUCUAUACGACCCGUUCGUGGUUGUAAGGUAUCUUUUAUUUUUUAGUGUUCGAACGAAACAGAGCAAAAAAGUGCGCGAGGAGAAAAUGCAUAUUUAAUCAAAGUUGAUAAUUCAGUCGGGUGUCUAAGUUGGGUUAGUUGGAAGUUUGCUGUGGCAAGGGUGUCACCAGAACCAGAGAGCUCUAAGUAAGUUAUUUCGAGUGUCGCGCGCUGCUAGCGAAAAAGUAUCCGGGUGCGAUCACAUUCCCUGUCGAAUUCGACGACGAUAGGACGGAUAGUGUGUGCGGUAGUAUUCUAUCCAUCCGUGUCACGCUUCUCUUGUUUUUGGGUGCGUACAACUACGCUUCAAAAAUAGACCGAGCAACGCAGCAGUCUCUGACUGGUGCAGGCGGGGGUGUCGGGAGGACCGAGGAGGACCAUAGUUGAAAUUGAAGAAGAAAAAGAAGACGAAGUGUCACACCGUGGCGGUGGUGGUGGUCUAGUGUGCGGAGAAAGUUUUGUGGUCAAGCGACUGUGUGCGGUGAGACCUUUUCUUGGGUCCGAGAGCGCGCGCGCGUGUGUAAGGGAGUCGGCAAGCUCAAACAACAGUAACAACAAAAACAACAGUAAACCAUGAUGACAGAAACCGUGGUAACGGUUGAACAGUCGCAGGCGGCUCCUGGUUCCAAUGCAGCUCACCAGACACAGGCCAAACCGGACAAUAGUCUCAAUUGGAUCAAGUUCAAUGUGCAGUACUUCCAGUCGAUUCCGGGGAUUUUGAAGGUGGUGCAGUUGAUAAUCGGCAUCAUCUGCAUGGCCUGUGCUUCCCCUGCCCUGGUUGGAGGAACCCACUGGUUUCUGUUCGUGGUGAUCACCUCGUUCAUUGCGACCGUGCUGUGGAGUUUCGUAUAUCUGCUUGGGAUUCGUGAAGUGCUGAACCUUCCGAUCAACUGGAUUCUGACGGAACUACUGAACACUGGCAUCGCGACGUUCCUGUAUUUCAUUGCGUUCAUUGUGCAGCUGGCGUCGUGGUCCAAUUACCACUACCUCGGAAGGGGUUCGAACAUUGCGGCUGGCGUCUUCGGACUGUUCAACUUCCUGGCGUACGCGAUCGGCACAUAUUUCCUGUACGUGGAGUACAAAUCCAGUGGCGUGUAACACAUUAUCUGCGCAUCAACAAACAUCACAAACAUUUGUAGAAGUAAACUCUAUAUGCUAGCGCUGCAUGGUACUCGUCAAUACGGAAUAAAAUACGCGCUAGUGGGAAACGAAGCAAGGGAACAACGCCGACGUCUUCGGUUCCCGAUUUCCAAAAGCAACAUUAAACUGAUCUGACGAAACUGAUUUACCACCACCAUCACCACUUCGACGAGGACGACGACGAUUUAUAUCUACUACUAUCUUCUACUACUUCUACUACUACCCCAUCUUCGUUUAGCCCUUGACUCGAUAUUCAAUGACGUAGUACAGAUUACUUACAAACUUUACAAACUUACAAUAUUCAAAUUGCAAAUUGCCAGCUGCUUAAGUAGCUUUUUUUGUAAAGGAACAGCAUUUGUAGACAAAAAAAACAAUUACCUACAAACUGCAUUUUACUAUCUAGAGACGCACAUUGUUUUGUUUGCGUUCAUUUUUUUUGUUAAACUAAUAGUAAUAUAUUGUUUUUACUAGUACCUAAUGAAUUAAGGAAAAAGGCACAACAAUCCAAGAUGCAAUAUUGACAUACGUUUACAAACAACAGAAGAAAAAAAAGAAUAGAAAACCAAAACAUCACAAAACUAACGGAUACAACCGAAGCCAUUUAUUUUUUUUAUUUAUAACAUGUUCGUUAAGUAAAACAAAAACUAAGGAAACUUUUUUCGAAUGGAACUAGAUAAUUUAAAUUGUGUAACGAUAGAUGAAAAAAAAAGAUUGUCACAUUCGUUAAUUUAUUAUGGCUAAAAAAACGCUAACAAGAACACACAUCAGUCAAGCAUAAAAAGAGGGAAACGGUUCCCUUCCAGGUUCGCGUAAUUCCUCGUACUAACCGAUUCGAUCGAAAUAGAUUAUCAGGAAAGUUAUCGAACUUAUAAUAGGACGCUAAGAGAAAGUAAGUUUGUUUUCGAAAGUACAUAAACAUAUUUAUAAGUU
Molecule: messenger RNA, 2368 nt
Organism: Topomyia yanbarensis
Lineage: Eukaryota; Metazoa; Arthropoda; Insecta; Diptera; Culicidae
Product: CKLF-like MARVEL transmembrane domain-containing protein 4
Exons: 4
Coding region: 872-1396 (174 amino acids)
Cellular component (GO): membrane
Source: RefSeq, a predicted model, not a curated record